AUAGUUGUCUAGGCAGCAGAAUGUUCCUUUUAACGCUUGUGUUAAUUGGGACCUGUUCCCUGCCUCUUACCUACGGCUACUCGCUGGCUUUCUGUCAGAGUGCUUGCGGUACGCCCCAGUCUCAGACAGGGGAAGGAACUCAGUUGAUGAAGUUCAUGUGUGGUUGCAUGUACCACCCAACAAUCGAGCCACAAGUCCCCACAGUUGAAGGUAAGCACAUGAUCUACCUGCUGCCUGAUCCGACGCUGCCCACGGACGACGCCAGAGUCCAGCCCUUCGCGAACACGAGCCCCAAGACCACGACAGAGGACAUCUGUGACCUCCUUUGCUCGGUACAGAUGGGCGGCGAGGCAUGUCAGUGCAGCCACCCUAAUCUUCCGGGGAGAUAAAAACGUUGGAAAACUCAUAUGUGUUCAUGGACGUACUAGGGUUAUUGCCCCUUUAACAAGGGUUAUAUUGCCUUUGUUGCGAAAUCAAUAAUUUAUGUAAAUGAAAUUAAUACUAAUAAAAAAGGUUAUAUAACGUUA
Molecule: messenger RNA, 527 nt
Organism: Biomphalaria glabrata
Lineage: Eukaryota; Metazoa; Mollusca; Gastropoda; Planorbidae
Exons: 3
Coding region: 21-389 (122 amino acids)
Source: RefSeq, a predicted model, not a curated record